Molecule: messenger RNA, 3717 nt
Organism: Vigna unguiculata (cowpea)
Lineage: Eukaryota; Viridiplantae; Streptophyta; Magnoliopsida; Fabales; Fabaceae
Biological process (GO): telomere maintenance; DNA repair
Molecular function (GO): DNA helicase activity
Source: RefSeq, a predicted model, not a curated record
AUGCAAGGCUCAGAAGGAAACUGGUGCUACAACAAAGGUUCAAUGCAAGAACUCAUCAACAUUCAUCUUUUAACAAUAACAGUCAGAGAAAUUAUGGACAAAAUAAUUACAAUUCCAGUGCAGAAUUGCUCAAUAUUUGAGAACCUUGCUUGGAAUGCCAAUACUGUAAAGCUCAACUUUGGUUUGUUAAAUGGUGAAGAUCAGAGAAGCAAAUCAGUUUUACAAAACAUAAGAGUAUACAAUAGCAUGUUUUCAUUUACUUCAAUUGGUGGUAAGAUUGAUAAUUCAAUGAACAAUGGUUUUGCUCCACCACAAUUUAUUCUGAAUGGACAAAACUAUCACCGUAUUGGCAGUUUAUUGCCAGAGCAUGGAUCAAAGCCAAAGUUUGCACAGCUGUACAUAUAUGAUACCGAAAAUGAAAUGACUAACAGAGUGAAGCAUUUCAGGUCAGAAUCUGUUAUAGAUGAAUCAUUGGUUGCUGAUUUGAUUCAAAUUAUUGACAAUCACAAUGUUCUUGCGAAAUCUUUUAGAAGAGUAAGAGAUUUGUCACUGGAACAUAUGGAAUCAUAUUUCACGCUAAGACUAUUUAGAGGCAGAAACAAAGACCCUAGAGUCUACAAUACACCUUCAUGUGAUGAAAUAGCUGCACUUAUAGUUGGUGAUUUUGGCAAUAUGGAUGUAGGCAGAGAUAUAGUGGUGAAAAAAUGUUCUGGUGAAUUAACCAAACUGCACGAAACUCACACAGCUUUCAUUCCACUACAAUAUCCUCUCAUGUUUCCAUAUGGAGAAGAUGGUUAUCAAGAGGAUAUCCCAAUAAGAGAAUCUCAUUCAAAAACAAAAUCCAGGGUAAGAGUUAGAAUUUCUUUGCGAGAAUUUAUUGCCUUUAGAAUACAACAAAGAGCUGUAGAAGCAGGAAAUAUUGUGAAUGCAUGCAGAUUGUUCCAACAGUUUCUGGUCGAUUGCUAUACAAUGGUUGAAGCCCAAAGGUUGUCAUUCAUCAGAGCGAAUCAGAAGUUAAUUCGCUGUGAUAUUCUUAAUGGAUUACAAGAAGCUGUUAAUAAAGGAGAGACAAAUCCUUUUUUAAUUGGAAGACGUAUUGUCUUGCCUGCUUCUUUCACUGGUGGUACCAGAUACAUGUUCAACAAUUGUCAAGAUGCUAUGGCAAUUUGUAACAAAUUUGGAUAUCCGGAUUUGUUCAUUACUAUAACAUGUAAUGUGAAUUGGAGUGAAAUAAAAGAAUUUGUCUUACCAAAAGGCUUAUCAGCUUCGGAUAGACCUGAUAUUGUAUGUAGAGUGUUCAAGAUGAAGCUGGAUGAAAUGAUGACAGAUUUUAAGAAAAAGGACUUCUUUGGAAAAAGCACUGCAGGAAUGUACACAGUAGAAUUCCAAAAAAGAGGUUUACCUCAUGCACAUAUACUUUUAUGGUUGGAUGGAGAAAGCAAGUUGAAGAAUUCAACUGAUAUUGAUAAAGUAAUAUCAGCUGAAUUGCCAAAUGCUGAUUUGUACCCCAAAUUGGAAAAAGUUGUCUCAAGUUACAUGAUUCAUGGACCAUGCGGACCUGCAAGACAUAAUUCACCUUGCAUGAAGGAAGGAAGAUGUUCUAAAUUUUAUCCAAAAAAAUUCACAUCUUCCACUUCAAUUGAUGAGGAAGGAUAUCCAUGCUAUAGAAGACUUGAUAAUGGUAGAUUUGUUGAGAAGAAUGGAAUUAAGAUGUAUAAUAGAAGUGUUGUUCCUUACAAUCCACCACUUCUAAUGAGGUAUCAAGCACACGUCAAUACAGAGUAUUGCAACAAGACCAAUUCAAUUAAAUAUUUGUUCAAGUAUGUGAACAAAGGUCCCGACAGAGCUACUCUUAAAAUAAGCAACAACUCUGCACAGUCUGAAAAAUCAACCAUUAUUGAUGAGAUCAAAAGGUAUUACGAUUGUAGGUAUCUAUCACCAUGUGAAGCUGCUUGGAGAAUAUUUGCUUUUGACAUCCACCACAGAUGGCCUCCUGUUCAGCGAUUGACCUUUCAUCUUCCUGGCCAACAAUCAGCUUUGUUUAAAGAUGAUGAUGAUAUUAAUGUGGUCUUCAACAGAUACGAAAAUGCUAACACAAUGUUUCUAGCUUGGUUUGAGGCUAAUAAAGUUUAUGAGGAAGGAAAACAAUUGACUUAUUCAGAAUUUCCAAGCAAAUUUGUGUGGUUUGCCAAAGAAAAAGAAUGGAAACCAAGGAAGAAAGGCUACAACAUUGGUAGACUGACUUAUAUUCCUCUUGGUUCUGGAGAACUUUAUUAUUUGAGGAUAUUACUGACCAUUCAAAAAGGUUGUAUUGAUUAUGAAAGCAUUAAGACAAUUGAUGGAAAGUAUUAUGAAACAUACCAAGAAGCUUGCUAUGUUUUGGGAUUGUUGGCUGACGACAAAGAAUAUAUUGAUGCAAUCAAAGAAGCAAGUGAAUUUGCUUCUAGGUAUCAACUUAGAAGAUUAUUUGUUACUUUGUUGUCGAUGAAUGCAAUUUCUAAACCAGAUAUAGUUUGGAAUUCUACUUGGAGUAUCUUAUGUGAUGAAAUUUUGUACCAAAAAAGGAAGGAGAUGAACUUAUCAGACAUGGCAAAAGAACAUGACAGUUUGUUUAAAGCACUGAAUGAUGAACAAAUUCAUGUAUAUCAGGAUAUCAUGACAGCAGUUCUUUCAAAGAAGGGAGGAUUCUUUUUCUUAUAUGGCUAUGGUGGUAUAGGUAAGACUUUUAUGUGGAAGACAUUGUCGGCUGGUCUAAGAAGCAAGGGCAUGAUUGUUUUGAACGUAGCAUCAAGUGGAAUUGCUUCUUUAUUACUUCCUGUUAUCAAAAAAGGAUUUAGGUUUGAUAUCAUAAAAUCAUCAAUCAACUAUUCAGAGUUAUGGAAUUGUUGUAAAGUGCUAAAGUUAUCCAAGAACAUGAGAUUAAGUACUACAUCAAAUACUGAAACAUGCAUGGUUGAAAUUCCAGAACAGAUCUUGAUUACAAACACAUAUUUACCUUUAUUGGCAUUGGUUGAAUUUGUCUAUCCUCAAUUUUUGGUUAACAUGUUGAAUCCUAAUUAUUUUGAUGAUGGAGCAAUUUUGUUCCCAACAAAUGAUUCUGUAGAGGAAGUAAAUGAUUUCAUGUUGUCUUCAAUUGGUGGUGAAGAGGUGACUUAUUUAAGUUCAGAUACACCUUGCCAAUCUGAUGAACAAGAUGAAGUGCAAUCUGAAUGGUUUACAUCUGAAUUUUUAAAUGAUAUCAAAUGUUCAGGGAUACCAAAUCAUAAACUGAAGUUGAAAAUAGGUGUUCCAAUUAUGCUCUUGAGAAACAUUGAUCAAGCCAAAGGUCUAUGUAAUGGCACAAGAUUGCAAGUCAACCAUUUAGGCAAGAAUGUAAUAUGUGCAACUGUAAUUACUGGAAAAAACAUUGGUGAUAGGAUUUUUAUACCAAGAAUGGAUUUAGUGCCAUCUGAUUCAGGUUUGCCUUUCAAAUUUCAAAGAAGACAGUUUUCGAUAUCUUUAUGCUUUGCAAUGACGAUUAACAAAAUUCAAGGACAAACACUUUCUAAAGUCGGCCUUUAUCUUGCACAACCUGUAUUCACACAUGGCCAACUAUAUGUUGCUAUUUCUAGAGUCAAGACCAAAAGAGGAUUGAAAAUACUUAUAUUGGAUGAAGAUGGAAAGGUAACAAACACAACUAAAAACAUUGUGUACAAAGAAAUUUUUGAAACUCUUUGA